This is a messenger RNA of Rhodofomes roseus, 1420 nucleotides long. RefSeq names its product succinate-CoA ligase. The transcript is spliced from 10 exons. NCBI's taxonomy places the organism in Eukaryota, Fungi, Basidiomycota, Agaricomycetes, Polyporales, Fomitopsidaceae. Gene Ontology annotation, cellular component: mitochondrion; succinate-CoA ligase complex. Gene Ontology annotation, biological process: tricarboxylic acid cycle; succinyl-CoA metabolic process. The coding region runs from base 78 to 1331 and encodes 417 amino acids. The record is from RefSeq and is a predicted model, not a curated record. Gene Ontology annotation, molecular function: succinate-CoA ligase (ADP-forming) activity; ATP binding; metal ion binding.
GGUAUCACGCUGGCGAUGCUGCAGCCAGCGACCUACGCCUUCUAACGCCCUCCCCGUCCCCCGUCUCAUACAUCGCCAUGUUCGCAUCUCUGCGAAAAGCCACCUCUCUUGCGCGGGUCGCGUCUGCCGGUCAGAGGCGCUUCCUCUCGAUUCACGAAUACCAGUCCGUGAAGCUCUUGAACUCCUACGGGAUACCAACACCGAAGAGCAUAUCAGCACAUUCUCCGGAAGAAGCGUUCGAGGCUGCGCGCCAGUUCGAAUCGACCGGCUGUGUUAUCAAAGCUCAAGUCCUCGCUGGCGGACGAGGAAAGGGCAAGUUCGACAAUGGGUUCCAGGGUGGCGUUCAUCUGGUCUCAAGUCCGGAGCAGGCAAAGGAGUUUGCUACCAAGAUGCUUGGGGCCAAUUUGAUCACGAAGCAGACUGGGGCCGGAGGGCGCAUCUGCAAUACCGUUAUGCUUGCUGAGCGCGAGAACGCGUCGCAUGAGUACUAUGUUGCAGUGCUCAACGAUCGUAACACCGAGGGACCCGUGCUUGUGGUAUCUUCGCAGGGUGGCAUGAACAUCGAAGAAGUCGCCGCCAAGGAUCCCAGCGCGAUCAUCACGACGCCUAUCCACUUCGAGAGAGGUCUCAGCAAGUCCGAGGCCUUGGGUGUUGCGAAGAAGCUUGGCUUCAAGAGCGAAGCGGCCAGCAACGAGGCUGCGGACAUCUUUGUCAACUUGUACAAGAUCUUCAAAGAGAAGGACGCGACACAGAUUGAGAUCAACCCGUUGGGUGAGACUGUAGAUGGACGUGUUCUUUGCAUGGACGCGAAGUUUGGCUUCGACGACAAUGCUGACUUCCGCCAAACGGAUAUCUUCGCCUUGCGGGAUAUCACUCAGGAGGAGCCAUCUGAAGUUGAGGCACAGAAGGCGAACCUCAACUUCAUCAAGUUGGACGGCAACAUCGGUUGCUUGGUCAACGGCGCGGGUCUGGCGAUGGCGACUAUGGAUGUCUUGGCACUCCAUGGUGGUAACCCGGCCAACUUCCUUGACGUCGGAGGAGGGGCUACUCCGGAAACCGUCAAGACUGCAUUUGGGAUCUUGCUCGCGGAUCCCAAGGUGAAGAGUAUCUUCAUCAACAUCUUCGGCGGCAUCAUGCGCUGCGAUUACAUCGCCGAAGGCGUCAUCAAGGCAACGAAGGAGCUGGGUCUGAGCAUCCCUUUGGUUGUUCGCCUCAAAGGUACCAAGGAGGCUGAGGCAAAGCAGAUGAUUCGUGAGUCCGGGUUGAAGAUCAUGCCCUUCGACGAGCUAGACGACGCGGCGGAGAGUGCUGUACAACUUGCCAACGCCUAGAGCCUAGAGGAUAGCGUAGUACUGCCGACUUGCAUCUAGAGUGUUGAUGUCUGCCUUCAUAAUUUAUGGGUCUGGAUGUCAAGAAUAGA